Molecule: messenger RNA, 2127 nt
Organism: Triplophysa rosa
Lineage: Eukaryota; Metazoa; Chordata; Actinopteri; Cypriniformes; Nemacheilidae
Gene: rfc3
Product: replication factor C (activator 1) 3
Exons: 9
Coding region: 111-1181 (356 amino acids)
Biological process (GO): DNA repair; DNA-templated DNA replication
Cellular component (GO): nucleus; DNA replication factor C complex
Molecular function (GO): ATP hydrolysis activity; DNA binding; DNA clamp loader activity
Source: RefSeq, a predicted model, not a curated record
UAUACUGUGACAGCUCGCUGCGCGGGUUUAUGUUUCGCGGGAGCAGGCGAUUCACAAUAACAUUGGAUUUCGUUUUAUAAGUGUAAUAUUAUCAUCACACGGAGUGCAAAAUGAGUUUAUGGGUCGACAAAUACAGACCGACGUCUUUGGCAAAACUCGAUUAUCACAAGGAGCAAGCCAGUCAGAUCAAAAAUCUGGUCCAAUGUGGCGAUUUUCCACAUUUGUUGGUCUAUGGACCAUCUGGAGCUGGAAAGAAAACCCGGAUCAUGUGUUUGCUUAGAGAGUUGUACGGUCCAGGGGUUGAGAAACUCCGAAUCGAGCACCAGACAAUCACGACACCCUCUAAAAAGAAACUUGAAAUUAACACCAUUGCCAGCAACUAUCAUUUAGAAGUGAAUCCAAGUGAUGCUGGGAACAGUGACCGUGUGGUCAUUCAGGAGCUGAUAAAAACUGUUGCUCAGUCUCAGCAGAUUCAGUCCAGUGCUCAGAAGGAGUUCAAAGUGGUGCUAUUGACGGAGGUGGAUCGACUCACUAAAGACGCGCAGCAUGCCCUCCGUCGAACAAUGGAAAAAUAUAUGUUCACGUGCCGGCUGAUCCUGUGCUGUAACUCCACCUCAAAAGUGAUCGGCCCUAUCAGGAGCAGGUGUCUGGCCGUGAGAGUCCCUCUGCCAAGUGUGGAAGAGGUGUGCAGUGUACUGUCGAAUGUGUGCAAGAAGGAGGGAUUGCUGCUACCUCCUGAGCUGGCCAAACAGAUUGCUGAGAAGUCCGGACGCAAUCUACGCAAAGCCAUGCUGAUGUGCGAGGCCUGCAGAGUUCAACAGUAUCCGUUCUCACCAGACCAGGACAUCCCUGUGACAGACUGGGAAGUGUAUCUCAGAGAAACAGCUAAUGCUAUAGUCAGCCAGCAAAGUCCUCAGAGACUUCUGGAGGUUCGGGCGCGAUUGUAUGAACUUCUAACUCACUGCAUCCCACCAGACAUCAUCAUGAGGGGGCUGGUGACAGAGCUGCUUAGCAACUGUGAUGGACACCUGAAGGCCGAGGUGGCUCAGAUGGCUGCGUACUAUGAACACAGACUGCAGCUGGGCAACAAAGCAAUCUACCAUCUGGAGGCCUUUGUGGCUAAAUUCAUGGCCAUCUACAAGAAGUUUAUGGAGGAUGGACUUGAUAACUUAAUGUUUUGAGCCAUUGUAGCCUAAAAUAAAUCUUAUUUUGAGUAACCUUUUUUCAUAAUAAAUAUAGUUCAAAAGCAUUUGAACUGUCGUGUUAUAUAUUAUAUCAGAUUAGGAGGUAUUAUGUAGUUAAAACCUAUGAAGCAUGAAAAGUUGUAUUUAUGCUGCGAGUUGAAUUAAUAGUUCACCCAAAAAUAUUUAUUCUGUUGUCAUUUACCCUCUUGUUAUUUCAAAUUUGUAUGACUGACUUUCUUCCGCAGAACACAGAAGUUAUUUUGAAGAAUGUUAUUAUCUGGCCCCCAUUCGCUUGCAUUGGUUUUGUGUCCAUACAAUAGAAGUGAAUGGGGGCCAGUGGUGUUCGGUUACCAACGUUCUUAAAAAUGACUUGUGUUCUGCAGAAGAAGGUAAGUCAUAAAGGUUUGAAAUGACAAGAGAGUAAGUAAAUGAUGACAAAAUGUCAAUUUUUGGGUGAACUCACUUUAAUUUCUACAAACGCUAACAGACAUUAAAAGUCAUUUGUCAUUAAAACAAAACAAACAAACAAAUAAUAUAUAUAUAUACUGUAUAUAUUACAGUACAAUCCUAUAGUGUGAAAAUGCCAUCUUACCAAAACGAACCAUGGUAAGGUUCUCUAGGAUUCUGAAAAUGUCAAUAUUUUUUCUACCUACGUUUUAACAAUUUGUAAGCCUAACAGAAGCGAUAAAAAGCAAACAUCUUAAAUAAAUAUUGUCUUUUUACAUAAAAUAAAUAGCUUGGUCUUUCCUCAAUAGCCUACUGUAAUAUCCAUUAAGAAAUGCUGUAAAACAAGAAAUAUACAUUGGGUGUAGUUUUAAACAGGCUUUAGAAGUCCCAAAUUAAACUUCAAUAUUAAAGGGACAGUUCACCCAAAAAUGGAAAUUCUGUAAUAAUUUACUCACCCUCAGAUUGUUCCAAACCUGUAUACAUUUCUUUGUUCCGC